AUGAGUCCCAGCCAGAGGCAAGCACGUGGCGACACUGCCAGAGGCUCCACAGCCCACCGUGGUUCCUCCACCGCCCUCUUGGCGGCCGUCGUUGUUCUUCUCUCUGCAGCUGGGUUUCUGGGUUCGGCUCCGGCUGCCGCCGCAGCAGCAACACGGCGACGGCAUCACCCGCGGGCAAUGGUAACAAAAUACAUAUACGUUCCUCCCUUUCUCUGUCUCUCUCCCUCUCUCUCUCUAUCUCUAUGUGAAUUAUUUGCCUUCUCGUCUGGUGCUCAUAAACUAGAACUCAACACAGAAGACCCUACAAAUUUCCUUUCCUUCAUAUUUACAGAAAAAAAGGGAUGUUUAUCCCUCUUCGGGUUUUUAAUAUAUUGAACGCAAUCUGAGAAGCUAGAUUUGGGUUUUCUUGAGUCUAUGUCUCUUGCUAUUUAAUGAUGAUAGGCGAUUCUCUUAUUUUCGGAGGUGGGCCUGUGAAUUUUCAAGGCAAGUAGAGCAGACUCCUGGUUUUUGACGAGUUCUUGAUGGAAGUACUCGAACCAUUGGGUUUCUAGACGAGAAAGAUUUGCAACGUGUGGUCUAGUGGACACCUGUGGUAAUCUGUGUGCUGCUUUCUCUCUUUUCUGCGGGUGAGAUGGAGAUUGGGUGAAAUGAGACACAUGCUGAUCAGUUUUUCCAUUGAAGACCUUUGGGAAAAUGCCGAUGGAGCAUGCUGUGUAUGAUAUGACAUUUAACUCUUAUAAUAUCACUUACACCUGUCUAAUUUUAUAGCUUGGAACUAAUGAUUUCUCAUAAAAUAAAUACCAACAUUUUCCUAAUAUCUUGACUUGUACGUACAGUCUAGUCAGUUUAGGAACCCGUGGGGACUCUCCUGUACAAGAGCACAUCUUAGUUCUCACAUGCAUGUGAGAGGAUACCAUAAGAUUUGGAAGGUAGAGAGAGAAGCUACCAGUUUUUUCUGUGUUUUAUAUUGACAUUCGUUUUGGACUGAGUAGCUGACUAUUUUUUUUUCAGGGUAGAGUGGAGGCUCAUCUUGUCAAACCCGCCAUUGGAGAAGAGGAGGACGACAAGGCAUUGCACCUCAAAGAUGCACUGGAUUUCCUCGAUGCCAAUAUUUUCAACAUCUCCAAGGCAUUGCAUCUCCUCAUCCGUCUGUCUUAUUUUCUUCUUCUACUUGGGUAGUUUUGGCAAUGAUAGAAUAACACUACACUAAUCAAACCACAUAGGGAAACUGUACUAGGGGGAAUGUGCUUAAAAGAGUUCGAGGUGGUCAAUUAAGUCCAUGGUUCAUUAUCUGAUGAGAUGAUUAGAUUUUGGUUGAAAUUCAUGGGUGUGCUCCAGUCACCAUGAUCAGUGAUCUGUUUUUAACAGAAGUAAUCGGUAAAGUUAAAAUGUUGGAUAAAGUAUGUGUUACUUCUCUGAAGGUGCGGGAAAUGGCCAAAGGUGCGAAGGAACUCAACGUACCAGCAUUCAGAGCAGAUCGUAAGCUGGUUGCUUCCGAAGAUGGAGGGCUGCAUAACCCAUCAGUUUUGGUCUUUAACUCAGACUGGAGCAAGAGCAAAGUUCAGAGGAAGACCGGAGGGUUUAAUUAUCCUCUUGCUGCUGGGGCAAAGAGGCCCAUAAAUGAAGAAGACAUUGCGUUUAUGAGCGUGAGUCCAGAUGGGUCCUAUUUUUGUCCAUGGAUACUGUUUCACUCUUCUUGAUCAUAUGAGCGGAGAAGAUCUAUCAGGUCUUGGAGCUUGGGGAGCUGAUCAGGACAAAACAGAUCACAUCUCAGGAGCUUGCACGCAUCUUUCUGACGAGAUUGAAGAGGUGGGCCGCAUCAUGCAAUCAUCUACAAUCAUCAUGGUUUCUCUCUCUCUCCAACAGUGCUUCCAUGUCCUCAAACCAGGUAUAAUCGUGUUCUCGAAGCAGUGGUCACCUUCACAGAGGAUCUGGCCCACAGUCAAGCGAAGAAGGCAGAUGAGUUGCUGGAGAGAGGGACAUAUUUAGGUAAUCCCUUGCUGAGAGUGUCUUACAUUGCAUUCUAUUGGCCAUUGAAAACCAUAACUUUUAAUAUGAAGGAAAUCAUGUUUUGCAGGACCUCUCCAUGGAAUACCAUACGGACUGAAGGAUAUUAUAUCAGUCCCCAUGUAUAAGACAACUUGGGGUUCGGUGACCUUCAAGGAUCAAGUCCUGGACAUGGAAGCAUGGGUGUACAAGAGGUGGUCAAUGGAGGCGUAUUACCUUCUAAGAAUGACAACCUUUGCCUGUUCUUGUCCUCUUUUAUUCCUCAUCUUUCCUUCUGGUGAACAACAGGUUAAGGUCAGCGGGAGCAGUUCUUGUAGGGAAGUUGGUUUCUGGAUCGCUGGCCUAUGAUGACAUAUGGUUUGGCGGAAGGACUAGAAACCCUUGGAAUAUCAAAGAAUUUUCCACUGGCUCGUCAGCUGGGCCUGCAGCCUGCACCUCUGCAGGUCUCUUACUUGAGCAUGCUUUCAAGAGGAAAUAAAAAGAAACACACACACACACACACACACACACAAACACAAAUAUAUGUAUAUAUAUAUAUGUUCAUGUUCACAUGUCUAUAUACUUAUAUAUAUAUUUAAAGUCCUUAAAAAUUACAUUUUGCAGGGAUGGUUCCAUUUGCAAUUGGCUCAGAAACAGCAGGCUCGUUGACAUAUCCUGCUGCACGUUGUGGGGUAACAACGCUGCGGCCAACUUUUGGGACUGUUGGUCGAACUGGUGUUAUGAGCAUCUCCGAGAGCUUGGUGGAUAUCUCUAUCGAUUCAAUUUCUCUUCAUGGUUCUUUGUGAUUUUAGGGUCAUUGGGCCAUUUUCAUAAUCAUAGAUUAUUAGAGCUAUUGGGACAUCCAUCUCAAAAGUAAUUGGCAAUGAGUGGACAAGGCCGAUCUAUAUAAGCAUAGAUUUAUAUCUAUAGUAUCCAAUGCAGGACUCUCAAGGCAUGACCAUUUGGCUGACAGGAUAAGCUUGGUCCCGUCUGCAGAACUGCUGCAGACUGUGCAGUCAUAAUUGAUCUCAUAAGGGGUCGUGAUCCGGAUGACCCUUCAUCGAGAGAGGUUUCCCUCGAGGACCCAUUUCACGUUGACAUCACAAAACUUAGAGUCGGGUAUCUCAAGGAUGCAGAGAUGGAGGUGAAAGCAGUUGCUGACUGUAAUCUUAUUUUCAAUUUUUGUUAUUUAAAAUUUCCUGUUCUCUUCUUGCCAGGUUGUUCAUGUGCUUGCUUCUAAGGGAGUCAAAGUUUUCCCCUUUGAGCUAAGCUACAGUGUGGAAUCCGUUCAGUCAAUUCUUAAUUUCACCAUGGAUGUCGACAUGCUGGCUCACUUUGACAAUUGGCAACGAUCGGGGCACGAGGAUGACUAUGAGGCCCAAGACCAGUGGCCCGUGGAGCUACGACGGGCCCGGCUGGUUCCUGCUGUGGAUUAUAUUCAGGUGUGAAAUGCUUCUCCAACCUUUCUUCCAAAAUGGUGCUAAUGACGACAUAACCACCUACCUAUUGGACAUCCGUCAAAAGGCAUAAUUGCCAUUUUUCACUCAUCUCAAGUUUUACAGAGGCAUAACUGCCAGAAGGGGCAUGAAUGAGCUUGAUGCACGUUUUAAAGGUGUCUUUUUUUUUGUAGUGUGGAGGGACGGAACAUGGAAUAACUAGAUGUAUAUGUUUAUACAAAUCAAAAUGUUUUGGCCGUCUUCUUCUACAGGCUCAGAGGGCGCGGGGGAAACUGAUUCACGAAGUCCGUAAGAGCUUCACAGUGGAUGCCUUCAUUGGGAAUGCCACCGACUGGGAGAAAGUCUGCAUGGGGAAUCUUGUAGGUAUGCCCGUUGUUGUUGUUCCUACAGGCUUCAAGGAGAUUGAUGACCCCCCAAAGGCCGGGACCCGACGAAGAACCACAGUGACAAGCGGAAUAUAUGCUCCUCCAGAUCAUGAUCACAUUGUAAGCCCCAACAGAAUAUUUCACCAUGCAGAGCUUAAGAAGCCAAGUGUUAUCCAUAGAUUCAUACUAUUUUCUUUCAACCAAUAAGAAGAGUGUCGACUUGUUGACUCUAUCAUUACCAUGAAGUUACUGGAGCAGGCUCUGAAAAUCGCCCUUCUCUCUGUUAUCAGGCUCUAGCCUUGGCCAUGGCUUAUCAAUCUGCGACUGACCACCACAAACAGCGCCCACCGAUCGAUGAGGAACUGGACGAAUUUCUUGUUUGCCAUUCAUGUCCCAACUGA
Spirodela intermedia is the source of this 4209-nucleotide messenger RNA. The record is from the annotation of a GenBank genome assembly. NCBI's taxonomy places the organism in Eukaryota, Viridiplantae, Streptophyta, Magnoliopsida, Alismatales, Araceae.